UCAUGGCUUCUGACAAUGUUAUGUAUUAACUCAAAAUUAUUACUGUAUGUUGUAAACGCAGUGCUGCUGAUUUUUGCCAUUCUUCUCCUGUCCUUAGGAAUCCACUGCUCGCAUAUACCCGGUCCUAACAUUGCCGGGGCUUUUCCAUCAAUAAUUUUAGGGGCAUUUAUCUGUUUCGUAACCAUCGUGGGAGGGCUGGCCUUUAAACUUCAUCAAAUUGAGCUCAACAUCAUCUACCUUAUUUUCUUGGUAUGUAUUUUCGGGGCGCAAUUGAUUUUUGCCACCGCUACGCUGCUGAUGGAUGAGCGUUUUAUGGUGAGGAGUUUUCUAAAAGAGAUGUACAACACAAAAGUCCCACGCUUGUCAGGCGAUAUUGAAGAAUUUCAGAAUUACUUCCAAUGCUGUGGAUUUUAUGGACCCGAUGGUAGCGAUGUAAUUGUUACGGAAGGCAUUUACUUGUCCAAAGGAAAUGAAAAGCCGACUCUCCGAAACGUUACCCAUUUAAUUCCAGAAUGUUGCCCCCGUCACACGGUGCUUUGCACUAAACUUGACUCUUACAAGGACAAUUGUGUAGACAAAAUUGUAAAAGAACACUCAAAGUGGAGAAAAAUGCUCGGAGCGUUCCUGGUUUCAUCGGCCUACGUUCUUGCUGUUGUAUUCUUUCUCGGCGUAAAAGAGAUAAGCAUUUCGCAAUAAAGACCGAAAACGCGAAA
Molecule: messenger RNA, 713 nt
Organism: Dendroctonus ponderosae (mountain pine beetle)
Lineage: Eukaryota; Metazoa; Arthropoda; Insecta; Coleoptera; Curculionidae
Exons: 3
Coding region: 16-696 (226 amino acids)
Cellular component (GO): membrane
Source: RefSeq, a predicted model, not a curated record